This is a messenger RNA of Cuscuta campestris, 619 nucleotides long. NCBI's taxonomy places the organism in Eukaryota, Viridiplantae, Streptophyta, Magnoliopsida, Solanales, Convolvulaceae. The record is from the annotation of a GenBank genome assembly.
CCGUGUUUGAGGUGAGAAAGGAAAGGUUGGUUGGAAAUAUUACUUUACACACACUAAAUCUUCAGAUGCUCCAUUCUCAAAAAAGAAAUUGAGGGCCUUACCAACAAAUUGAAGCAAAUGGAAGCCGAGAGAGGAAUAGAGCGUGAAAAAUACAAAUCAGAUUUUGAAUCUGUAAGAGCUGAAAAGAGAGCAGAACUAAAAGCUAGAGAUGAUGUUUUAAUGAAGUUGUUGGGGCAAAUGAAUGGUACUUUACACAAGGAUGAUCAACAUGUGCAAACAUUUGUGGACCAUAUUCAUAUGCCAAUCUCUACAUCAACCAUUGAACUUGAGAACAUGCCACCGGUUCUCUUAUCUCCACAUAAAAAGAUGAAACUAACCCAAAUAGACGACAAGGUAGAUUCUCAAGCUUCCGAGCCGAUGCUCAUGAGAAACCAAAGCUCUACGAUCCAAAGAGAGAAAAUACAUCAAAAGAAGGCUAUCGAGGAUCUUCUUAAUGUUGCAUUUCAGAAAAUACCACUUGUAACUUACAAAUUGUAUGUAUUUGGCCAAGUGAAAAACAAUUCAAAAUGAUGUGUCAUGAAGAGGCUUGUGGACAUGAUAAAAAAUUCUAUUGGCCAAG